Messenger RNA from Phycomyces blakesleeanus NRRL 1555(-), 477 nucleotides. RefSeq lists its product as hypothetical. The transcript is spliced from 2 exons. The annotation marks the transcript as partial. The record is from RefSeq and is a predicted model, not a curated record. NCBI's taxonomy places the organism in Eukaryota, Fungi, Mucoromycota, Mucoromycetes, Mucorales, Phycomycetaceae.
GAAGCUGAGAAGAUGCGCUUGUUUGAAUCCACUGGCCUUCUCCAAAAAGUUAAGCAGAGGGAAGCAGAACUAGCCAAACAGCAUACGACAUCAACCGAGUAUUUGUGGCAAGCAAUCUUUAUGAGUAUUCCUUUUGCCUUCCUUCUCGGAACCUUUGACAUCACCGUCAAGGUUCAAUUCUCUGAACCCUGGACUUACUCUGGUCUCCUUAUAAAAUCAUUGAAAUCAAUUCCAGCUCUCAUUCCAUUUAUCUACUUGACCAAUCGUUACAAGUCGUCUAAUAUCACCCAGACUAUCAUGGCUACAAGUUCUGUAGUAGUUGGAUCUUUCCUUCUUUAUACUAUGCACCAUUCGCCAUCACUGGGGCAGAUGAUGCGUGCACCGGGAUUAGCUACCAUUUGGGUAUAUUUUGUUGUCCAACUUAAUCUCCUACCGGCAGUUAUUUCCCUACUGAUUUCCGCUACCUACUGGUAUUUU